AUGCGGGUUGCUGGCGAGAACGCUGUGGUCGCAGCAUGCGUCCAAACUAACUCCUUUCUCAGUGACUAUUGUUUGGAUGUGGUCUGUACUGUUGGCGUAAUAAUAUUCAGGAGGCGGUACCAACCUUCGCCCCGAUCUACUGAAGAGAUCCGCUCUACUACCGUGGAUAUCUUAUCUCUACUCAUAUGCGUAUCGAUUGUUUACAACCAGCCCAUUCCACUAACUGUGGAGGCGGUACCAACCUUCGCCCCGAUCUACCGAAGAGAUCCGCUCUACUACCGUGGAUAUCUUAUCUCUAUUCAUAUGCGUAUCGAUUGUUUACAACCCGCCCAUUCCACUAACUGUGCCAUAUCGAUUGCAGCUUGUUUAAGUAGCCAUCGUCGUCCUGUUUGGGAUGGGAACCGUGAUAUCAGUUGCAACCAGCUUCGACUUAAAACGUUUGGCGCGGCUAAACGCUCCUUUGGUGUAGCCCAGUACAUAUGUUUUUUGAAGAAAGACGCCAACUUCGGUGUAUACGGGUUCCGUCUUCAACACUAUCCCAAUGUCAUUCCAACUUGGGCAACAACAUGGGCAAACAUGCUGUUCGUAAAAUGCAUGACGUCAUCCCCUAGUACCAUGUAG
This is a messenger RNA of Cylicostephanus goldi, 621 nucleotides long. The record is from the annotation of a GenBank genome assembly. Lineage: Eukaryota; Metazoa; Nematoda; Chromadorea; Rhabditida; Strongylidae.